Molecule: messenger RNA, 855 nt
Organism: Strongyloides ratti
Lineage: Eukaryota; Metazoa; Nematoda; Chromadorea; Rhabditida; Strongyloididae
Product: Ubiquitin carboxyl-terminal hydrolase 30
Exons: 3
Coding region: 1-855 (284 amino acids)
Biological process (GO): protein deubiquitination
Cellular component (GO): cytosol; nucleus
Molecular function (GO): cysteine-type deubiquitinase activity; cysteine-type endopeptidase activity
Source: RefSeq, a predicted model, not a curated record
AUGAAUCUUGAUUUACUAAGUGGUACAAUUGCUUUAUUUUCAUCUUUAUUGCUAGGUCUAUAUUUGUAUAAAACAACAACAAAUACUAAAUUUUAUCCAGUUAGUAAGAAACGUUCUAUUAGAGGAUUACAAAAUCUUGGAAAUACAUGUUAUAUAAAUGCAUUAUUACAAGCUUUGGCAUCUUCUAAAUAUUUUACAGAAUGGAUUAUGAAAAUACCAAUAGACAACAAAAUGCAAGAAUGUGAUAGUGAUAAUUUAUCUGCCGGUGAAGUUAUAUCUGCUUUAUCAUUCCACAGAUGGAAUAUUUCAAUAGGUUAUGAACAAGAUCUUUUUGAACUUUUAAAUAUAUUUUAUACAAUUUUUGAGGAAGAAAUUAAUACUAUAGCUAAUUCAUCAAAUGCUUUUGAAAAAAUUUUAACAUCAUCUUUAUUUUCUAAAACUAUAAAAGAACCAAUUGAUACAUUAAUUAUUAAUCCAUUAGUAAGAAAUAUGUGGUAUAAAAAUGUUUCUUUUAAACAGUUCCCUUUUUUUGGAUCAAUCUGUACUACUAUUAGUUGUUGUGAUAAAAAUUGUUUACAUAAAGAAGUAAAGAUAGAUCCAGUAGGAGUAAUAUCAUUAUCCAUACCACAUGAUACAUUUUUAAAUACAUUUUCUUUGGAGUUUCUUCUUCGUAAUUACUUUAAAUCUGAAACUAUUAGUGAUGCAUCUUGUGACAAAUGUAUUAAAGAAAAAAAUAAAAAAGGUUCAGGAAUUUAUAAAAAAGAUUCUUUUUGUAAAGUAAGUUUAAUAAAAUUAAAAAAAUUCAUAGAUAAUAAUAUAUUAAUUAAUAAUAAACUUUUAACUCAUAAAAGUUAA